AUGUAUUUAUGGAGGACCACAAAAGUAUUAAAGCAUCAUAUUCAAAUAACUCCAGGAACACAACCUCAAAACUCAGCUCCAUUUCGAUGUGCAUUGGCGAGAAUGCGCGAUGUAUAUCCAAUACCACGAGUUGCUGAUACAUUAGAUGCUCUACAGGAAGCAAAGUUUGUGUCUACUUUGGAUUUGCGUUCAGGAUAUCGGCAAGUUGAACUUGAUUCAGAAAGUAAAGAAAAAACAGCCUUUAUCAUGCAUAAAGGCUUAUUCCAAUUUAAUUUCAUGCCAUAG
Messenger RNA from Didymodactylos carnosus, 285 nucleotides. Lineage: Eukaryota; Metazoa; Rotifera; Eurotatoria; Philodinida; Philodinidae. The record is from the annotation of a GenBank genome assembly.